UUGAGACACUGCCCACAAAGUUUCUGUUUUGAGAGCUGAAGGUUUGACUGCAGACGGUGGUAGGCGAACAUCCAUACAACAUGAGACACAUGUUCUGCAUUAUACUGGUCCUUCAGCUCUUCACCCUCCCAGGGGCUGCUGAAAGCAGCAUAGUAGGUGGUAAGGAGUCAAAGCCUCAUUCCAGGCCCUACAUGGCAUCGCUCCAGUUCCAGGGAUUCCAUUCAUGUGGAGGGAUACUUAUUCGCAAGGACUUUGUCCUCACGGCAGCACACUGUAAUCAAAGUCAGCAGGAAAUGACUGUGGUACUUGGAGCACAUAACAUAAAAAAGGAAGAAAAAAGUCAGCAGAAGAUUCAGGUGGCUCAAUACCACAUACACCCCAAGUUUGAUGGAAAAUUCAAAUAUGACAUCAUGCUACUUAAGUUAAAACAAAAUGCUAAACUGAACAAAUACGUGAAGCCCAUUGAACUACCCAAGAAGGAUGGAAAGAUACCAGCAAACAUUAAAUGCACGGUUGCCGGCUGGGGCCAAACUGGAGCCAACAAGCCUCCUUCAAACGUUCUGAGGGAAACCACGGAGAAGCUGCAAUUCAGCUUCGAGUGCAAGAAUAUAUGGGGAGAAUACUUCAGCUCUGAUCACAUGAUUUGUGCCAAGUUUAACAAAACGACAGGAGGGGUCUUCAAGGGAGAUUCUGGGGGACCUCUCCUCUGCAACGCCAUGCCUCAGGGCAUAGUAGCCUUCUUUGAGAAUUGCAAUGACCCAAUAUUUCCCAAUGUCUUCACCAAAAUUUCAUUCUUUCUUCCCUGGAUUAAAGAAAUUAUGCAAAAAUAGUUGGUAGCAAUGGUUUAUGAUGAUGUUUGUGAAGAAAGAACCUGCUUGUUCAGUGAUUUGCUAUUAAAAUAAUGCGGUGCAUGUCGGAAGAUGAAAUUCAUGAGGCUGAUUUAUGUAAAAAUCCUACAAUAAAACCUGCUUUUAGCCAUGUGUCUUUUGAAGCCAUGUAGCAUCUUUCGGUCUUCAUGACUCACGGAUUUGAAUAAAAUAAUUACUUUUCA
This is a messenger RNA of Betta splendens (Siamese fighting fish), 1051 nucleotides long. Its product is annotated as granzyme B-like. NCBI's taxonomy places the organism in Eukaryota, Metazoa, Chordata, Actinopteri, Anabantiformes, Osphronemidae. Gene Ontology annotation, biological process: proteolysis. The coding region runs from base 81 to 830 and encodes 249 amino acids. The record is from RefSeq and is a predicted model, not a curated record. The transcript is spliced from 5 exons. Gene Ontology annotation, molecular function: serine-type endopeptidase activity.